Messenger RNA from Zophobas morio, 3271 nucleotides. RefSeq names its product yata (gene yata). The record is from RefSeq and is a predicted model, not a curated record. The coding region runs from base 90 to 2492 and encodes 800 amino acids. Lineage: Eukaryota; Metazoa; Arthropoda; Insecta; Coleoptera; Tenebrionidae. Gene Ontology annotation, molecular function: protein kinase activity; ATP binding. The transcript is spliced from 9 exons. Gene Ontology annotation, biological process: protein phosphorylation.
UCAAAUCAAGACGUUUAGGUUAGGUUUUUAAAAGUUUGUACAAAUUUAUUACUACAAAAUAGCUGCAAUUAGUGCGAAUAAUUUGCGCCAUGUGGUCAUUUUUCUCUCGUGAUCCUUCCAAAGAUUUCAACUUUGAAAUCGGUGAACUAGUCAAGGGACUCGAUGAAAAGAGUGUAUGGACCCUUCAUAAGGGCAAAAGAAAGGGCACUGGGGAGGAGGUGUCUGUGUUUGUGUUUGACAUUAAAAGUGGAUCAGAAACUCAACAAGAAAUCGCCAAAGGUGCAGUGAAGCGGCUGAAAACUUUGAGGCAUCCUAGUAUUUUAACGUAUUUAGAUAGUUUUGAGUCGGACAAGGUUUUGUAUUUAGCUACAGAGUAUAUUGAACCGUUGGCUAGUCAUCUGGAGAAGUUGACGAUAGAAGGGGCCCAAAAGGAAUUGUAUAUUGCAUGGGGAAUUUUUCAAAUUACGAGGGCGUUGUCGUUUUUGAAUAAUGAUGGCAACCUUCGCCAUAACAAUGUUAAUAUUUGGUCGGUUUUUGUUAAUUCCUCUGGUGAGUGGAAAUUAGGUGGUGUUGAAUAUGUUUUAAAUGCUCAAGAUAGUACUAAUAUUACUAUCAAAAUUAUACCAUCGUUAGAAAUGUAUGAUCCUCCAGAAAAGAAUGAUCCUAGUAAACAACGGUCAAUUACAAAAUGCUCUUCAGAUAUGUGGGGUUUAGGUUGUUUAAUAUGGGAAGUUUUCAACGGUCCUUUAUAUCAACAGUCUUCUUUGAAAGUUUUAGAUAAAAUACCUAAACAGUUGGGUCCAUUGUAUUGUGAGUUGGUUGGGGCAAAUCCGUCAUCAAGGCCUAAUCCUGCCGAUAUAAUAACUAGAUGUCGAAAACUUGGGGGCUACUUUAAGAACGAUUUAGUAGAUACCUUACUCUUUUUAGAAGAAAUUCAAAUUAAGGACAAAAACGAGAAGAAUCGAUUUUUCUCAAAUUUAACACCACAUCUAGACAACUUCCCAGAUAACGUGUGUAAACAUAAAAUAUUACCACAAUUAAUCACGGCUUUUGAUUAUGGCGACGCUGGUUCAGCUGUUCUAGCUCCCAUGUUCAAAUUAGGGAGACUAUUAGAUGAAGCAGAAUAUCAAAAAAAGAUAGUACCUUGUGUUGUUAAAUUGUUUGUUAGCAAUGACAGAGCUACCAGAUCGCGAUUAUUACAACAAUUGGAAUAUUUCAUUGGACAUCUGCAGUCUGCAACGGUUAAUGAUCAAAUCUUUCCCCAAAUUGCUCACGGGUUUAUGGAUACCAACCCUACAAUUCGAGAACAGACUGUUAAAUCUGUGAUACAUCUAGCACCUAAAUUAAAUUAUAACAAUCUAAAUGUCGAAGUUUUGCGUCACUUUGCUCGUCUUCAGUCGAAAGAUGACCAAGGAGGCAUCCGCACUAAUACUACAGUUUGCUUAGGAAAGAUAGCACAGCAUUUACACCCACAAAUUCGACAAAAAGUUCUAAUAUCAGCUUUUAUACGAGCAAUGAGAGAUCCAUUUCCGCCGGCUCGAAAUGCAGGAGUUCUAGCUUUGGCAGCCACGCAACAGUAUUACCUCUUAAAUGAAGUAUCUUCAAGGAUAUUACCGGCAUUAUGUCAAUUAACAAUGGAUCCUGAGAAAUCCGUGAGAGAUUCAGUGUUUAGAACGAUCAAGGGAUUUUUAGGGAAAUUAGAAAAAGUUUCAGAGGAUCCUAGUCUUAGGGAGAGUAUGGAGGCCGACGUAAACACCGCGACUCCAAGUCUUAGCAAUGCUGCAGCAACUUGGGCUGGAUGGGCUGUUACGGCAGUUACGGCGAAAUUCUAUCGAAGUCAAUCAGACACAGUGAAGUCAAUGAAUCCGAUGGCUAGUAAGAUGUUGACUAAACCUGCUUCCCUUGAGCAACCUUCUAGUAGUAGCAUUUCGACAACUACGUCGAGUGUUACCUCAAUGACGUCUUUAGAACAUGAAGAAGGAAGUAGAGGAAAUGAGUCAGUUUCUGAUUAUGAUUAUGACCAUUGGGGUGAUAACGACAACUGGGGAGAUAUGGAGACGGGCGGUCAGAUGGCCAGUAGUAGCGGCAGCGGUGGUGGAGGUGGCACUAGUGACGCUGCCAGCCCUCCGUCUGGUUCUGGUACCAAUAAAAUCACAGAUGGUUGGGACAACGAAGAAUGGGGUAGUUUAGAAGAAGAACCGGAAGCGGAAGCUGAAAUGACUAGUCCUUCAGAGGCUUGGAGUCCAACUGAAGUGACUCCAAUUAUAUCAGAAACGCAAGAACAUGGUGUUAGCAAUAGGAGAUCUGUAAACAAUUGGGGUGAUACGGAAUUUGAACCCUUGGAUGAGCAAGCAAACACAACAAAUCAUAAAUUAGAAGAAGCUAAGAAGAAACGGGAAGAACGGAAGUUGAUGAGACAGAAAGAGUUAGAAGCACGACGUGCUACAAGAACUACAGGGGGUCCCAUGAAGCUAGGCGCUAAAAAAUUAUAAUUAAAGUGUUGGAAUUUUGGCAUUAAAAAGGGCAAUGACGUGGAAAUUUUUUCGGAUGAUUAACGCUGUGUAAAUGUACAGGUUAUCAUGACAAGUUGAAGGUACCUACUUCAGUCAUUUCUUCGAAUUAUAAAUGGAAUUACACAGACUAAAAUAUACACCAAAUUUGAGAAAGAUGAAUAUUCUAUAUAAACAUAUCCUAAGCGUUCAUUCCCAAUUUUGUGUAGCAUUAGCGGCUAUAUUAUAAACUAAUGAUGAAUAAUAAAACCAUUUAGUGUUUGUAUGUAGUAUGGUACGAUUUACAAGAUUUAUUUUAUUUUAUUAUUUGGGUAAUAUUUUAAACCUUAAUUCAACGAUGUCAUGAUAUUUGUUGAUUUUAUCUACUAAUAAGUGAUUACGCUUUUUAUAUGACAGAGAAAAGUUUUUCUUACGAAUUUACAGAUUUUGAACUAAAGCCUAAUUAUGUGGUCAGUACCUACUGAAGGAAAUUUACAUGCAUAUUUAUAUUCCAUGUGGACAGGAAGCAGAGUUGGAAUAUUUGAUUCUUCCCUGGCCUUUAUAGCUUUUAUAAAUGAUAUAUAGUUGCAUGCUAAUUGUAUUUAUGUAAAUAUUUUUAUAUAGUUAUGAAAAUAUGUAUGAUAUUGUUUCAAGUUUAAUUAAUUAAAUAUUUGAUGUAAGUAUAUUUUACCGUUAAUAUUUUACUUUGGUUAUUAUACCUGAUAUAUAUUUUUCUAUGUAUUUAUUAGAAUUGUCUUAAAUAAAUUUAUUUGAAGUGGCAA